CUAUUUGUGACAUGGCAGAGUAUGCAACAGCUGGAUUUUUUUUAUUUUUUUUAAUCUGUACAGGAAAUUCUUCACCAGCAUGAUGAAAUUCACCAUAUUCCUGAUCUUUGCUGUGGUGUUUCCUGCAAAAUAUGCAAGUCCUCAGUCAUGUGUUAUCGAUACUCUGAUUGAUGGGAAGAUCCAGGCAGCAAUUGAUUCCAAAGUGCACUCAAUUCUAGCAAAGAGACGGCUGAUUUGCACAACCGCAUUUUCUCAUGGUGCUAAUGCCUACUGUCCUUCAGGGUACCUGGCCACUGGAUGUGCCUGUGGAAUGGCUUGUGGUUCCUGGGAUAUACGUGGCGAUGCUACCUGUCACUGCCAGUGUGCCAACAUUGACUGGACUUCUGCCCGGUGCUGCAAAGUGGCCAUUGUUGGCUGAUUUCUCCCCAGCUCCCUGUUGACUCCAGCUUCUAUGCUCAAUAAACUCGCUUCUAUGAUUUUAUGAACAUUCUUGUGGAUUAGUUUGUUUGUUUUUAAUGUAUCUGGAGUGGCAGCUGUUGAGAGAUGUCAGAAAUCCAUCUUCUUCUACUUC
This is a messenger RNA of Podarcis raffonei (Aeolian wall lizard), 571 nucleotides long. Its product is annotated as resistin-like beta. Gene Ontology annotation, cellular component: extracellular region. The record is from RefSeq and is a predicted model, not a curated record. The transcript has 3 exons. Gene Ontology annotation, molecular function: hormone activity. NCBI's taxonomy places the organism in Eukaryota, Metazoa, Chordata, Lepidosauria, Squamata, Lacertidae. The coding region runs from base 80 to 418 and encodes 112 amino acids.